AAUAUAAAAAUUUCAUGAUAAAAUAAACAUGUACCAAAAGUAGAUCAGUAUCAAAUUCAAAUUUUCAUAUUUCGCUAAUUUUAAACUACGAAACUGAGCAUUAUUUGAAGAUUAACAAUAUUGGAUUGUCUUUCAUCAAGUGGCAAUAAGCAUCUGGAAUAUUUCUUUGUAGACCUAAAAAUGUCGCUAAAGAUGUGACUGAAAUGUCUUCUGUUGAGAAUCCGGCGUUGGCUAGCGAUAGCUACACCGUGGAUAUAUUAAAAGUACCAAACAAUUCGUUACAAUCCGGCCCAGCCUUUUUAACAAAAGACAGGAUAAAUUCUUCGAAUCUCGAUGCCUCCGAAGAUUUACCCUUUCGAUUUGAGUCAUCCCUGCUCGACUUUGGCUCAUCCAACAGCUCUGUAUUCUCAUCCAACAUUUCUUCAUUGUUCAACUUCACUGAUGAACUCCUGCCGAAGAAGCUGUCAGAUUUCACGGAGGAGAUCUGGCUGCACGCAAGUUGGUGGGGCUUGGCGGCCAUAUUGAUUCUGUUAUUAACGGCACUGGGCAACGUGUUCGUUAUAAUGGCUAUUUCCUGGGAACGACGACUGCAAAAUAUGACCAACUAUUUCCUCAUGUCCUUGGCCGUCACCGACCUCAUGGUCGCCGUCCUCGUCAUGCCUUUUGCCAUCGUCGAGCUCACCAUCGGCCGGUUCCCGUUCUCUUCGGAAUUGUGCCUCACGUGGAUAUGCUUGGACGUGCUCUUCUGCACAGCCUCCAUCAUGCACCUCUGCACCAUCUCCGUGGACCGGUUCCUCUCCCUGAGAUACCCAAUGAAGUUUGGCCGCAACAAGACGUGUCGCCGAGUUCUUCUAAAACUCGUGCUGGUUUGGUGCUGUAGUUUGGCUUGUUCUCUCCCUCUCUCUCUGAUGUACGCCACCGACUCCAAGACCACAAUCGCGCACGGAACCUGUCAAAUACCAGCGUCGCUGUUCCAAAUAAUAGGUUCCGUAAUUUGCUUCUACAUUCCCCUAACCAUCAUGAUUGCCACGUAUGCUCUGACGGUGCGCUUGCUGUCCUUCCAGAAGACAGAGCUCCUCAAGAGGAAAGGCGUCAAGGCAAGUAGGUUCGGCUCACAAAAGUCCGUUAAAAGAAAAAAAUUCUCGUGUCGAGCUUCAUGCAUAGCAAGUGGAAGUGUCCGAGCCUCCACGGGUAGUUCUUUGAGUGAUCUACACACCGAUGACAUGAGACAGAGGGAGAUGUCAGAAGUUCUCGAAGAAACUGAUGACAUUCUCGUGGAUGGGAAAUCCCAGUUUGACAGAAGCAGUGUACAGCACUCGUUUGUCAGUAACCAAUCUCCUGCUGGCAUCAGGAAGGCACAAAUAAAAACCAGGAAUGUUUCGACCUCAAGUCGGUCUGAUGACGAUGUGCCGAGCGUUGAAUUGACAGUUCUGCCUUCAAGUCACAGCGAAAAACUCCAGCCUGUGAAGUACACACACGUUAAAAAAUUAUGUGCACAAGACUCUCCAAAAAUAGUGAUCAGUUCUUCCAGUGGUCAAAUCGAUGCAAUGCAAUCCCCUGAAUGUGAACGUCUUAUAAAAACUGAGAUGAAUGCUAUGCAUAUUUCCGAAAAUUCUGAAAUCCAAGAACCCGUUUUCUUGAUGCACGAGGAAACAUCCCCGACUACGAGCUGUUCAGUCAGCCCCAAACACUCCCCGAAGACCAGCAUCAAAUACAGGGAAGAUUCUGAGAAAAUUUGUGACCCAAGUGAAGUGACAGAAAGUUUUAUGGGGAGGAGGAAGAGUCAAGAACGUAACGGGAACGCCGAUAAUCAAUGCGACUCGUCGACCUUCAACGGCACCUCAGUUGCGGUGCCCUGCUCAUGCGCUCCGAGGUUUUUCUUGGAAGGGUUCGAGCGCGUGAGCGGCUCGACCGAGGGUCGCGAUAACGAGGGUAGCGCUGCCUGCGCUCGUCCCUCACUGAGGGCAUCUCCGAGCGAAGACAGCACCACCACCUGGAGCCGUUGUUCCCCUUGCUGUGGUGCCGGCAGUGACGAAUGCAGUGCAGACCUGGGCAGUCUCGAGUCGCCGUGGCAAGAGGAAAGUGUACGUCGCACGGCCACGGCUGAGAUGGUGGCUAAGCUCGUGCAGAGAUCCGGGCUCCCGGUAACAAGAGUCAUACGCAAGUUCGGCACAAACUACAGCUCCGACUCUGGCAGUACAUCUGCAACAAACACUAACACAAACAACACUCCUGUACACCAUACUCUUCUCACGACCACCACACCACAUCACCACCACCGACAACCAUGUGUGGUGAUGGAAGGCCGCAAUGGAGGCAAUGGAUGUAAUCCACCAGCUGAUUCCAUCGCCCGAGGAGUUCUCCCAACGCCAACCAAACUCUGGAGGUGCAAGUCUACAACGCCCUUGAAGAUGGCGUCGUCCAAACGUCAUGGGAGGAACAUUAAGAUGGAACAAAAAGCCACCAAGGUUCUAGGUGUGGUGUUCUUCACGUUUGUGGUGCUAUGGUCACCAUUCUUCAUCAUGAACGUCUUAACCGUCAUCUGUCCAGCCUGUGCCAACUACAUCCCGGGUGAUGUCAUGAGCUUUGUAACCUGGCUGGGCUACAUCAGUUCUACAGUCAAUCCUUUCUUCUACACGUUCUUCAACAAGACUUUCCGUGAAACUUUCUGGAAGAUUGCUACGUGCAAGAUGAAGCCUUUCAGAAAGUAUCAUAGGUAUCACAGAUAAUGGGAUAUGCUGGUAUUUAGAGUACCGAUGAUGAGUAACUAAAGUGAAUGGAUUCUUACAUCAUGGCUACUCGAUUUGAAUUUUUUGAUAUAAUUUUUAACUCGAUUUUUUGUUAUAGAUAAUUUUUUGUCUAUACUAAUAACAAUAACAAUAACAGGCCCCAGAGACCAAACACACAGACUAUCUUCUGGGUAAUCAUUUGAGCCGAUUACUGAGAAACAAAAACCUGAAACAUAAUCUCAGAUUUGCGCUAUAAUUUGUUGUGCCUAAAUAUAUAGCGAGUUUUGUCCGAAUAAAUCAUAAGAACAGGGUAUUCAACUUCCAGAGUAAUUUUGUACGCAUGAUUGAUGCAAUUACUCAUAUCAUUAGUUUAAUUAAAUUUUAUGCUAAUCAUGCAUGAAUUGAAAAGCAAAAAAAUGCCUUGUAAGUUCAGCAUGUCUUCAUCGAAACCAUUUUUAGUGAAGAUACUGUUGAAAUCCUUGAUUGCCGCUAAUUGUAUAGGUAGCUAGUUAAUAAAAAUUGGCAUUUUAUUUCAGGCAUCAAUGUUCAAGGCAUUUAUUUCAGGUUCCCAAGCUCAGGAAAUUUUCAGGUUCCGAGGUUCAGGGCAUUUUAUUUCAGGUUCCGAGGUUCAAGGCAUUUUAUUUCAGGUUCCGAGGUUCAAGGCAUUUUAUUUCAUGUUCCGAGGUUCAGGACAUUUAUUUCAGGUUCCGAGGUUCAAGGCAUUUUAUUUCAGGUUCCGAGGUCCAGAACAUUUUAUUCCAGGUUCCGAGGUUCAGGACAUUUAGUUCAGGUUCCGAGGUUCAAGGCAUUUUAUUUCAGGUUCCGAGGUUCAGGGCAUUUUAUUUCAGGUUCCGAGGUUC
This is a messenger RNA of Hyalella azteca, 3589 nucleotides long. RefSeq lists its product as uncharacterized. The transcript is spliced from 7 exons. Gene Ontology annotation, molecular function: G protein-coupled receptor activity; dopamine neurotransmitter receptor activity, coupled via Gi/Go. The record is from RefSeq and is a predicted model, not a curated record. Gene Ontology annotation, cellular component: membrane. Lineage: Eukaryota; Metazoa; Arthropoda; Malacostraca; Amphipoda; Hyalellidae. Gene Ontology annotation, biological process: adenylate cyclase-activating adrenergic receptor signaling pathway. The coding region runs from base 204 to 2729 and encodes 841 amino acids.